AUGGACCUCCCGCCCGGAUUGGGCUCCCGCCGUAGCGCUGCUCUGACCAGCCUAUCAAUUCCCCACGAAACUGGGGCAGCCAUCAGGGCAUUGGGGCCAAUGGGGUCGUCCCUCAUGGCCAGCGUCUCCGGCCGGUACAAGGAAAGCCAUCGACCUCGUGUGGGAUAUAGAAAAGAUGUGUGAUGUAUAACAACACAGCGAUGAAUUAUACUGGCCUUGCAUCCCUGGUGUCCAUACACUGGUUCCAUAUUGAUUCCACCCAAUCAAAAAAGUAGUUUGGUAAAUGAUGCUCUCAGACUUUUUCUAUUAGAAAUUUAUAGCAGUUCUUCAAAAUUGCAGUAGUUCUGAUAGAUCCAUCAAGUAAAUGUCUUGAUGAGCUACUUUGAAAUGCACUGCAAUUCAGGUGAAUUUCUUCAUGUUGGCCCUCGUUCCCCAGAAUAAUGCAGUGGCUAGGUACGGCCUAAGAUUCCAUUAACUUGUGCCGAAAGAAAUUCAUGCCUUAUUUUGUCUUAACUGAAGUCGAUAUGGAGAUUCCUAGGUUUGUCCUUUCUAGUUAAUAGCGCAGUCAUACGGCCUGUGAGGACGUAGGCCCUUGGCACGCCUCUUACUAAACUCCUCCCCCAGAUCCCAAAACUCCUGGGGAAGAGGUGAGGACUGGUAGGUGGUCUGGGACGGUGGUUUGGGCUGAUGAGUGGUCGGUGGUGACCCGAACAGGACGGGGGCGGAGCCUCCCUCCAGGAUGAGCCGCCCCGUGUACCAGUCUAUCCGGGGUGGUUGUGGCCAGCCAGGGGUGCACGAGGACGAGGGGACAAUGAAAAACUGGAUACACUCCCAUAGCCUGGACAACACCCUGUCGUUCUCCGCUAACAUCAAGGCGGUGACCCGAUCCUGUAGGUUCAUGCUCUACAACAUUCGGAGAGUACGACCCUGCCUUACACAGGAAGCGGCACAGGUCCUAAUCCAGGCACUUGUCAUCUCCCGUCUGGAUUACUGCAACUCGCUGUUGGCUGGGCUCCCUGCCUGUGCCAUUAAACCCCUACAACUCAUCCAGAAUGCCGCAGCCCGUCUGGUGUUCAACCUUCCUAAGUUCUCUCACGUCACCCCGCUCCUCCGCACACUCCACUGGCUUCCAGUUGAAGCUCGCAUCUGCUACAAGACCAUGGUGCUUGCCUACGGAGCUGUGAGGGGAACGGCACCUCCGUACCUUCAGGCUCUGAUCAGUCCCUACACCCAAACGAGGGCAUUGCGUUCAUCCACCUCUGGCCUGCUAGCCCCCUUACCUCUACAGAAGCACAGUUCCCGCUCAGCCCAGUCAAAACUGUUCGCUGCUCUGGCACCCCAAUGGUGGAACAAGCUCCCUCACGACGCCAGGACAGCGGAGUCACUCACCACCUUCCGGAGACAUUUGAAACCCCACCUCUUUAAGGAAUACCUGGGAUAGGAUAAAGUAAUCUUUCUACCCCCCCCCCCCCCCCCCUUACCCCAACCCACCCCCCCCCCCCCCCCCCCCCCAAAAAAAGAAGAAAAAAAGAAAAAAAAAAAAAAAGAAAAAGAAAAAAAAAGAAAAAACAUUGUAAAGUGGUUAUCCCACUGGCUAUAAGGUGAAUGCACCUAUUUGUAAGUCGCUCUGGAUAAGAGCGUCUGCUAAAUGACGUAAAUGUAAAUGUAAUAGCCCCCCGCCACCCGGACACAAACAGGGACAGUGCGCCGGGUGAUGCAGCUCUACCCCAACGGCCGGCCGUCCAGGCCCAUGACCAUCUCGGAGAGAGAGAGAGUAACACCUUUGGGCCAGCCCCUCGUCCAUCAGGUUUCCCACGGCCCCAGAAUCCACCAGUGCAUGCGCCCGACGCGCAGCGCGGGCCCACUGAACCCUGACGGGGAGAAAAGUCCAGGCGUCUCAGGAGUUGGGGUUUCGGUUCCAGCUCGCUAGCACCCCUCCCGAUACCAGCGAGCCCUCUCCAGGCAUGAGUCGCCAUGGUGACCUGCGUGGCCGCAGUACUGGCAACGUCCCUGGGGCAGACACCUCUGCCUCUCCAUCCGGGACAAGCGCGCUGCACCCAACUGCAUAGCCUCCUCCUGAGGUGUCUCCUCCGUGAAUCAGCGGAAAGCCUCUGGGCUGAUAGGGAGACUCGGAGGCGAGCCUUGCAUCAUGCCUCUCUCGUACACCCUCUCACAACGCCGAUUGUCCACCCGCACCGAGAGGUCGACAAGGCCGUCCAGUUGCUCAGGCAGCUCCCUGAAGGAGAGUUCGUCCUUCAUCCCCUCCGAUAGCGCCUGCACGUACAGGACGACCAGGACGGCCUCCUCCCAUCCUGCCUCUCGAGCCCGGGUCCGGAACUCCACGGAGUAGUCCGUCACUGAACGGUCACCCUGCCGACAAGCAGUAUGAAAUACUAACUCUGACUGGAAAAACACAAUGACACAGGGAGAACACUUCCCGAGUACCUGUAACUCCGUCACGUGAUCCGACACUGACACGUACUGCUUGACAUCAAGGAACUAGCAGAGAAAACUGAGCGAGGGAACACUGGGAAGUGAGGGCAUAAAUACACAGGUGAAUCAGAUAAUCACAGGUGACACCAAUAGGCAGAUAAUUAGUCCCGACUGUGAGUGAGGAGGUGCCUAUGGUUGUCGGAGGAUGACACCUAGUGGGUGGCUCCGGAACUGCGACCCACUACUGUGUUCGGUAUUACUGCACUGUUGGAGCUAGAAACGUAAGCAUUUCACUGCACCUGCGAUAACACCUGCAAAGUAUGUGUACACGACCAAUAACAUCUUAUUUUAUUUGAUAGCAUGCAUAGGUAUUUGCAGGUCUGUCGAGAUCUUCACAAUUGGUGUAAUAAUCUGCGCAGAAUCUCGAAUGGCAUUGAUCACUUGCACCAUGUAGUUUUAAUGUAAUCUCAACUGCAAUCCAGGUCAUUUGGUUUAGCUAUUUGAUGAAGCACAGUGAUAACACAAUCUGUAAAUAUAAAUAAAAUAUCUGACAUUGUGUAUUCCCAUUUGAACUUUGCUGUGCUUUUUAAAUGUUUGAAAGCGCAGUGAUAGACAUUUGGGUGACAACUAAACCAAAAAUCAGACAUUGUUUUUCCAUUGGAAUUUGGUUGUGCUUUUAGAUGGUUGAAAGCAUAGUGAUAACACAUUGGAAAUUCAACUAACUUUUGGCUGUCUUUUUGAGUGGGUGAAUAUAGCUGGUAAUCUCAUUGAUCAACGUCUCAACCAAGUAUUACCCAAUUAUCCACGUUGAAAUGACACGGUGUGUCCAGUGGGUAGCCUAUCAUUGUAAUAUGUGAACAUUCAUGUAGGCUACGCUUUCUGGAAUAUGAUACAGCAGAACCAUCAUCAUGUCAGAGUAGGCUACGACAGUAUCCAUUCCAUUCUCUCUGCGCUGUGGAGCCUGCGUCUGUUUUGACAGGCAGUCAGUGGACCACCUCUCACUGCGGCGCAGUUCUGAAAAAUAUAAAUAUAUCCCCGCAGAGUGGCACCCCCACCCCCACCCGCACCCCCACCCCCACCCCCACCCUCCCUCCGGCGUCUUAGUUCGCAAAAUCCUCAACUGCUUCGGCUGGCUAUCACAGGGGGUACGGCACCGGCGUUACCAAAAGCAGGGACGGAUGAAUUAGAAAAACAAAACGCCUUACCAACCCAAUCCCCUUUUACUUAUUCUUUUUGGGCAUUUUUGGGGAGAGGGACAGCAAUAAACCUUGUAUCCUGUCCUGUGGCUGACUGACAGUGAGAAGCGGAUAGAAAGGUCAGUAGAACAGGUGCACUUUCUCAUGUUUUUGCGCUAUCGGAUGACUGUGACAUAAUCGCAAAGAAAUACCGUAGAAUUUUACUGCAACAAUGUAUCAUUACAUGCUGGCAGCGUAGGAGGUUUUGGAACAAUAGACCCACUGCUAAAUAGCGUUUAAUUUGUAUGCAACACACUCCGAGCCGAAGCUGGAGUUCUUCUUGGGCAUUAAAAAGAUAUUGGCAAUUGGGUUUGUUAUUCCAACUCCAUGUAACUCUUUCAACUUGGUGCAGUGUGGUCAUAUAACCCUGUUUUUAAUGCCAGCACAGGUGCAUUAUUCUUCCAACUAUAGCCAUAAUAUAAACAUAGCCUAGGCCUAUAGCUAGUUGUGUAUUCCAGUGCGCCUUUCUUGGUCAUUUUAUGCGAUGCUAAUUUACACUGUGGUGUGAUUCCCCGAUGCGUCUCAGUGCAGAUAUAUCACGUAGCAUUGCAGCUGCUGUACCAUGGCAGAGAGAGUGAGAAAGAUCAACUGCUAGGGCUAAAAUAGGAGAGGAGGUAGGAUUGCUCAGCUGACAGUGCUGAUUCUGUGGAUCUCUGAGCAGGGCAGUCUGUGAGGCGUUGCAGUCCAAUUUAGAAAACUGUCUCGGCCACUCUCACUGACUGUCCCUCCAAGGCUUAACAGGAAAAUAGCAUUUAUUUUAUUUAUUUUUUAUUGAGAAUGUUUAGUGUUCUUUAUAUGACCAGCAUUUCUAGGGAUCCAACUAUCAAUGUUGGCAAAUUGUUCAUACAUUACCACUGUCACCAUUACCACUGUUACCAUUACCACUGUUACCAUUAUCAUUGUUUUCAAUUUAGAAACAGUGUGUGAAACAAUGUAGGCCUACAGUUGAGGUUGAUAAGGGAGGACUAUUUUCUUUUCAAACUGUACAAGAUAUUAUGUAUUGCAAUCAUGGCCAGUUACAGGCAUAAGGGACAUCGGCGGUCAAUUAGGGCCCCCGGCCAAUAGGGGGCCCUGACCCAAAAAAUGUAAUCACUUUUUUAAAUAAAACAAUUAGGGAACUCAGGGUCUCAAUUUACAAUAGUAGAUUAUACAAGGUGCGAGUUCGACAUUUGGUUGUGCAUCAGCAUUGUUUCUCUUGUUUUGCUUUGUUUUGUCACUGAAUUAGCCAUGCCAGCUAACAAUUUUUUGAUUGGUACAUUUUUACAUUUCAGUCAUUUAGCAGACACUCUCAUCUAGAGCAAAUUACAGUUAGUGAGUGCAUACAUUUUUCAUACUGGGCCCCCGUGGGAAUACGAACCCAUAACCCUGGCGUUGCAAGCGCCAUGCUCUACCAACUGAGCUACAGGAGGCCUGAGCCAGUUAUCUAAACUUGUAGUAAUCAUGGCUGAAUACAGACCCGGCACGGGUCCACAUACAUUUUGUUAGUCACUCUCACUCAGAUCACUAACAUGGCAUAAGUCAUGGCAGAAUGUGUAGAAUUGCAGGAAAGUAGCUUUAAAACUGCAAAACAUUAUCUCUGCCCCAUGGCAAAAUAAAUAGAAUUGCAUAACAUUUCUUAUAAAAUUGCAAACAUUUUUCUCUGCCCUAUGGCAAAACGUGUAGAACUGCAGAAAACUUGCUUUAAAACUGCAAAAAUUGAAUGAAAUAUGUUGUCAAAUUGUCUCUCCGCCUCAUGGAAAAAUGCGUAGAACUGCAGAAAAUGUGCUUUAAAAAGUAAUUUGUUUCUCUCCGUGGUCAAGAGGGGGGCCACUAAAAAAAUUUGCCCACUCGGUUGGGAGGGGCCCCCCAACCAAAUCUCGCUAAGGGCCACCAAAAGGCUAAUUGUUAUGAUUGUAAUUAUCAACAAAGAUCAAAGUUAUGCAAACAAAUAGCUUCUGUGGCUUUUUAACCUUUUUAAGACUAGGUUUAGCAUUUCAAGUAAAGCCAAAGUUCCUAAGUUAGAUGGCAUGUUAACCGUAGUUCAUGUUCCUGUGUAGCAUUUUGACAGAAACAGAAUACGUGUUACAUACAGCGCCUUCAGAAAGUAUUCACACCCCUUGACUAUUUCCACAUUUUGUUGUGUUACAGCCCAAAUUUAAAAUGAAUAAAAUUGAGAUUUUUGUCACUGGCCUACACACAAUACCCCAUAACGUCAAAGUGGAAUAAUAUUUGUCUACAUCUUUACAAAAUUAAUUCAAAAUGAAAAGCAGAAAAGUCUUGAGUCAAUAAGUAUUCAACCCCUUUGUUAUGGCAAACCUCAAUAAGUUCAGGAUUAAAAAUGUGCUUAACAAGUCACAUAAUAAGUUGCAUGUGAGUGAUAAUAGUGUUUAACAUGAUUUUUGAAUGACUACCUCAUCUCUGUACCCCACACAAUACAAUUAUUAAGUCCCUCGGUCGAACAGUGAAUUUCAAACACUGAUUCAACCACAAAGAGCAGGGAGGUUUUCCAAUGCCUCUCAAAGAAGGGCAGCUAUUGGUAGAUUUAAAAAAAACACACACACACACACACAAAAAACAGACAUUGACUAUCCCUUUGAGCAUGGUGAAAUGAUUAAUUACACUUUGGAUGGUGUAUCAAUACACCCAUUCACUACAAAGAUACAGGCAUCCUUCCUAACUCAGUUGCCGGUGAGGAAGGAAACCGCUCAAGGAUUUCACCAUGAGGCCAAUGGUGACUUUAAAACAGAGUUUAAUGGCUGUGAUAGGAGAGAACUGAGUGUGGAUCAACAGCAUUUUAGUUACUCUGCAAUGCUAACCUAAAUGACAGAGUGAAAAGAAGGAACUAAAGUAAUACUUCAAAAAAUGUGGCAAAGCAAUUAACCUUUUGUCCUGAAUACAAAGUGUUAGGUUUGGGACAAAUCGAAUACAGCACAUUAUUGUGUACCACUCUUCAUAUUUUCAAGCAUACUGGUGGCUGCAUCAUGUUAUGGGUAUGCUUGUAAUCAUUAAAGACUGGGGAGAUUUUCAGGGAAAAAAAUAAACGGAAUGGAGCUAAGUACAGGCAAAAUCCUAGAGGAAAACGUGUCUCACUCUGCUUUACACUAGAGACUGGGAGAUGAAUUCACCUUUCAGCAGGACAAUUACCUAAAACACAAGGCCAAAUAUACACUGGAGUUGCUUACCAAGAAGACAGUGAAUGUUCCUGAGUGGCCGAGUUACAUUUCUGACUUAAAGCUACGUGAAAAGAUAUGUCAAGACCUGAAAACGGUUGUCUAGCAACGAUCAACAACCAUUUAGAGCUUGAAGAAUUCUGAAAGAUAAUAAUGCAAAUGAGGAAUAAGUCAAGGGGUGUGAUGCUUUGUGAAGGCACUGACAGCAGAACCACAAUGUAAUACAAGGCUUAGUCCUACAGUUGUCAAUGGUUGUUUUUUUCGGUUUUUAUUGCACCUAAACAUCUUUAUGCUGAAGUAAUGGAAUACAUUCAUUUCUUUGCUUGUUCACAUAAAAAUUAAAAAGAUCAGUCUCCUAUUUUCAACAUUUGAACUGAGUACUUUGUGGCUUUCACACAGGAUGGUUGAAAUGGUCAAACAGAUAUUAUGCAACGCGUGCAUUUCUGUGACAGUGACUGAGAUAGAAGCUUGCAAAACACAUUAUGUUCAUGAACAAGAUUUACUAUGGGGUGUUUUUGUGUUUCGAACCACUACCGACUGGUAUUACCGAGAAUAGUCAACAUCUCCUUGAGGUAAAUUAUUCUCCAAAGCAGGUCAGUAUUAUAAUUACAUUCUCUCUCUCUCUCUCUCUCAACCAUCUCUCUCUCUCUCGAAGCGAGGAGAGAGGAGAGAGAGAGAGAAGAGAGAGGAGAGAGAGAGGACAGAGGAGGAGAGAGGCAGAGAGAGAGAGAGAUCCCGAGAAUCCCUCUUCGCUCUCUCUCUCUCCUCUCUCCCUCUCUCUCCUCUCUCUCUCUCUCUCUCUCUCUCUCUCUCUCUAUAUAUUAUUCUAUAUCUCUUAUAAUGCCUAUACAGUUUUAAGCGUCCUCCUAAAUCUUCCAUUCCCUCCCCUCAGGUCCCCUGUGUGUGUUUGGUGCUAGAGAAUUCACCAUGGGGCUCAAGGCAGCCCUUCCUAAGCUGGAGCUCUACCUCUAUACAGCGGUUCUCUACCUGUCUCUGCUGUGGGCCGGCACCUGGAUCUGGGAUGCUUCCUCUGGUGAGUAGUGGACCAUGAGUUGUUAUGGGGAUAUGUCCCAAAUUACACCUUAUUCACUAUUUAGUGCACUGGGGCUCCGGCCAAAAUAAAGGCACUAAUUAUGGAAUAAUAUGCAAUUUGGGACGGGCCCAUGGUGUAACUGUAUUGUUGAUCUGAUGUAACUAAUGUCUGAAUUGCAGUUUUCUUGGGACAGGUCUCCCUUUGUAAAAUAUUUAUCUCAUAGCUAUCCACACCAUGUCCUAUAGACUCUACGUUCAUAACCAACCUGCGUUCGUUCCCUAGUUUCAAAUUAACCUGCCUACAUGCUGAUUGAAAACUGACUCUGCAGAACAUGGCUCAGCGUUUUGUCUCUCGUAUAUAGAUUUUCUCCCUGUACAUUAUCCUCAGUCAAGCAAUGGUAUUCAAACCUUUCACAUCAUGUUGCUUGAAGUGUUUGCGUCUACAGUAUCUGAUUAAAAUUAAGAGGCCAUAAUGGAUUCUUAUUAUUCAUCUGUCUAUUAUGAGUGUCAGGUUAUUAUAAGUGGCCUAAUUAGCAGCUAAUGUCCUACUUCUGAACUCCUUAGAUAAUAAUAAUAUGCCAUUUAGCAGACGCUUUUAUCCAAAGCGACUUAGUCAUGUGCGCAUACAUUUUUACGUAUGGGGUGGUCCCGGGGAUCGAAUCCACUACCCUGGCGUUACAACCGCCGUGCUCUACCAAGGCUUGAGCUACAGAGGACCACAAGGAGGAUAUUCUUGUGUCUAAUGACAGAACGUGUCAAGGAGUCAAACGCAACUAGAAAUACUAUAGUCUGCCGACGUAUUAUAUUUUGUAUAACUUGUAAACACGUAUACAGCAUUUAUACGCAUGUGUAACGGCUUUUUGAUGAAAGUCAUUAUAAAAAAGUGUUACCAGCCAGUGUUUUCCUUGUCAGUCUGCUUACUAAAGCUAUUAUCUUUUUAUGUAUUGAUUUGAAUGAAGUGACCGGCAGAUUAUGUAACCUCUGUGGAUGGGUGCAUGAACAGGGAGGGAAUUACACGUGCUGCAGCCUGUGUGCACUGCAGUCCGAUUGUAUGAAACUGAAACAGUGUAGCGUUGUCCCCUAGUGUUCUGCUCAACCUACCUUGUAGUAGAGGGAUUUCUUUAGGUCACGGCACAUGCUUGUAAAAACAACGACUGGGUUAGAGAUAAAGACGACUAAUGUACGCUGCUGCAACAACCACUACCCAGCGGUGGGGCAAUAAAGACGUUGGGAAUUAUGGGGAUAAUGUUUACUUGCUUUCCUCUCACUGUCAGUCGUGGUUUCACUGAGGAUAAUAUAGAGUACAUGUCCUGCACUCAAAUCUGCAUUAUGCAUUACAGUACAGUACAGUAGAGUAGAGUACAGUACAUUAGAGUACAGUACAUUAGAGUACAGUAGAGUAGAGUACAGUACAGUACAUUAGAGUAGAGUAGGGUACAGUACAUUAGAUUACAGUAGAGUAGAGUACAGUACAUUAGAGUAGAGUAGGGUACAGUACAUUAGAUUACAGUACAGUAGAUUAGAGUACAGUACAUUAGAGUACAGUACAUUAGAGUAGAGUAGGGUAUAGUACAGUAGAGUAGAGUACAGUACAUUAUAUUAGAGUAGAGUAGGGUACAGUACAGUAGAGUAGGGUACAGUACAUUAGAGUACAGUACAUUAGAGGAGAGUAGGUUACAGUACAUUAGAGUACAGUACAUUAGAGUAGAGUAGGGUACAUUACAUUAGAGUACAGUACAUUAGAGUAGAGUAGGGUACAGUACAUUAGAGUACAGCACAUUAGAGUAGAGUAGGGUACAGUACAGUAGAGUACAGUACAUUAGAGUAGAGUAGGUUACAGUACAUUAGAGUACAGUACAUUAGAGUAGAGUAGGUUACAGUACAUUAGAGUACAGUACAUUAGAGUAGAGUAGGUUACAGUACAUUAGAGUACAGUACAUUAGAGUAGAGUGGGUUACAGUACAUUAGAGUACAGUACAUUAGAGUAGAGUAGGUUACAGUACAUUAGAGUACAGUACAUUAGAGUAGGGUACAGUACAUUAGAGUACAGUACAUUAGAGUAGAGUAGGUUACAGUGCAUUAGAGUACAGUACAUUAGAGUAGAGUAGGUUACAGUGCAUUAGAGUACAGUACAUUAGAGUAGAGUAGGUUACAGUACAUUAGAGUACAGUACAUUAGAGUAGAGUAGGGUACAGUACAUUAGAGUACUGUACAUUAGAGUAGAGUAGGGUACAGUACAUUAGAGUACAGUACAUUAGAGUAGAGUAGGGUACAGUACAUUAGAGUACAGUACAUUAGAGUAGAGUAGGUUACAGUGCAUUAGAGUACAGUACAUUAGAGUAGAGUAGGUUACAGUGCAUUAGAGUACAGUACAUUAGAGUAGAGUAGGUUACAGUACAUUAGAGUACAGUACAUUAGAGUAGAGUAGGGUACAGUACAUUAGAGUACAGUACAUUAGAGUAGAGUAGGGUACAGUACAUUAGAGUACAGUACAUUAGAGUAGAGUAGGGUACAGUACAUAAGAGUACAGUACAUUCGAGUAGAGUAGGGUACAGUACAUUAGAGUACAGUACAUUAGAGUAGGGUACAGUACAUAAGAGUACAGUACAUUCGAGUAGAGUAGGGUACAGUACAUUAGAGUACAGUACAUUAGAGUACAGGUUCUAGCUACUGCUCUGGCCAUCAGCCUAUUUCCCCAGGGCUUAACAGCUUCCCUUAACUGAACCGACCGUCUAAAUACAUCUGAUACCCUAAUGAGACCAACCAUCAGGUUUAUCAAGAGCACAUGCAGUAAGGUUGUACUUACUGUAGGCUGUGGUAGGAACGUGUGAACUGCUGGACUAGUGCUCAUUGUCACAAUAUGUACAGUUGAACUUUAGAGAGCGCUAUCAUUACGUCUUCCUGACCUCCUCUGAUAUCUAUCUACCAUAUGGCCCUUCAGCCUUCAGAUGGACCGGUGGACCCGACAGCAAGGCUGUGUCUGUUUGUGCCUUGGACCGGAGAAGCGCAGCGCUAUGGCUUCCUGUCAGAGUAUUGCUGUCUCCGCCCCAGAGAGCGCUGUUGUUUUCCUUGUCUCCUGUUCCAUGGAAUAUUUCAGUUUAAUCAUUGAGGGCCACGCUGCACACUGGAGCGUAAUCUCCCAAAAUAGAGGACGGCUUUUAGAAUAUGAUUAUUAUUGUGGAAAAUAUGAAGGGCUUUGUGAUAACUAAGUAGGUUAUGCAAUGCUGUUGGGGUUUUGCUCAAUAUCCUACUGCUCUUGCCAAAAUAACACACUUACUGGAAAUAUCGACAUGUAACUGUUCAUUUUUUUUUUUAUUGUAUUUUUUUUGCAAUAACACAAGUUUAAAGGUUAAAAAAAAGGAUCGUAUCAGACAGAAGAUGGAUACGUUUUGCCUGGCUACCCAGACUCCUUACUCCGGCCCAGUUUGAGUCGUCAGGCUAGGAUAUGAUGUAAACCAUCUAAAAUGGAGAAACACAUUAACAACAGAUCAAUCACACUAUAGACAUGUUUCUGGAGAUCUCAGUUCAAGCUAGUCCACGUAACCCACUCCUAAAGAGCCUGUCUGGGUUCCCUUGUCUCUGAUGGAAUCCAACAAAACUCUCAGUUCAUUGUUUUUAAAUGGUUUGUCCGUCAGUCGUCAGUGAACAGGUAUUCCCUUUCCUAUUUGAUUUUCAGACAAUGUGAACAGGAAGGUGUUCAAGAAGAGCGUGAAACCAGGUUGGCACUACUUUGGCAGGAAAAUGGUCAGUGGUUCAUUCCCAGUAUGUAAUGUACAAGCCCUCCCAUACACUGAAACUCGGAUACAUAUUAAACCUUGUCCUGGACUGAAAAGUGAGAUUCUCAAUUGAGCAUGUUUUUUUUAGUCCAGGAUUAGGUUUAAUCUAGUCUGUUCUAACUAAUGGAAUAUAUUUGUCUCUCUGUUACUCGUGAGACAAUGUUGCAUCACUAACACAUUUUACACACUUUUUUUAAUUGAUUGAAUUGAUAAAAAUGGAUGAGUGUGAAUUUAUAUAUAUAUUUGUUUUUCAACUAUUUGUUUUCAUGUGUUAUAGGACGUUGCUGAUUUUGAAUGGGUGAUGUGGUUCACAACAUUCCGCAAUCACAUCCUAUUCGCCCUCGCCGGUCAUGUGAUCUUUGCCAAAGUCUGCUCCCUGAUAUCUCCCCGGGUGAGUAUUCACAGUUACGAUGACUUCCCACACUCAAAAUGUAAGCCUCAAAAGGCACCCUAUAGGGGGCUCUGGUCAAUAUAGUAGUGCACUAUAGAGGAACUAGGGUACCAUUUGGGAUAAAGCGAAAAUGUAGCUUUUUAGGUAUGGGUAACACAAUUUACAUUAAGGGAAAGGGGAUAUCUAGUCAGUUAUAGAACUGAAUGCAUUCAACUGAAAUGUGUCUUCUGUACUUAACCCAACCCCUCUGAAUCAGAGAGGUGCAGGGGGGGGGGGCUGCCUUAAUCGUCAUCGGCGCCAGUUGUUGGGGGUUAACUGCCUUGCUCAGAGGCAGAACGACAGAUUUUUACCUUGUCGGAUCGAGGAUUCGAUCCAGAAACCUUUCGGUUACUGGCCCAGCGCUCCUACCCGCCAGGCUACCUGCCGCCCCUAAUUGCUGUCAUACCUGUGUAGUAACACUGUAAUUACACCAGAAACUAAAUUGUAUUAACAUGUUGUUACACAGUAACUGCAUGUUAAUUGCAUAGCAAUGUAAUUUGGAGUGUAUUGUGUUAUUUUUUGUAUAAUCCUGCCUAGUACAAAGCACGAGUUGGCUGACUAACGGAGUAGCACAUUUAUGUCAAAUCAAAGAUAGUCUCAAACAUAUGCUCCCAAUAAUCAAAUGGGUAAGCACCUGACAAACGUGUGUUCAUGUAUGUUUUAAACAUGCUUUUGUUUUGUUUUGUUUUGCGCUUGCGAUGAAGAUUGGUGUGGAUGAUUGGUAUUGCAAGGUAACAUUAUUAAACACAAUAAUGAACUCUUUAUAUAUAUAAAAAAAAUAAGUAAUUCAUUUCAUCCCAACCGUCACCACUUUAGUGUAAUCAACCAUCUAUGACGUAGUCAUCACUGAUGUUCGGUUACUAGUGUAUCUGUUUGGCUACUAAUGUCUGUUAUCGGUUACUAGUGUAUCUGUUUGGCUACUAAUGUCUGUUAUCGGUUACUAGUGUAUCUGUUUGGCUACUAAUGUCUGUGCGUUAUUGAUUUGAUUCACACAGUGUAUAUGUCACAUAGACUAGAGUAUAGUCAUAGUUUUAUCGCUACAACCAUUGACAUUUCCGCUAACAUUGUAUUAACCUUGUAAUUAAGUUCUAAUAACAUUGCUAUAUAGUUGUAAUAACAUAUCAUACACAUUUUACAACAUCGUCACAACAAUAUUACAACAUUGUAAUAACAUUAUUUUAUUUAUUUUUAUUUUUGGUCAUUUAGCAGACGCUCUUAUCCAGAGCGACUUACAGGAGCAAUUAGGGUUAAGUGCCUUGCUCAAGGGCACAUCGACAGAUUUUUCACCUAGUCGGCUCGGGGAUUAGAACCAGCGACCUUUCGGUUACUGGCACAACGCUCUUACCCACUAAGCUACCUGCCGCCCCUACAUUGUAAUAACCUUGUGGUAACCUUUUUAACAGCCUUGCAAUAUUAUUGUAACGUUGUAAAAAAAAUAUAUAUAUAUAUAUAAAAAACAACAACAUUAAAAUAACCUUGUUACAACCUUGUAAUAUCGUUGGUUCUUCCUGCUCCACAGCACAGGUCGUUGGUCUAUGGGUUGUACGGUGGACUGACGGUGCUGGUCAGUAUGGGCGGGGGCUUCCUGGCUCUCGUCCUAUCACACUGCUUCAUCCUCUACAGCGUGGCCCUGGUCAAGAGGAAGUGGAUUGUCUUCGUCGCCGGUCUCGCCAGCCUGGCCACCUUCAAGAUGGAACCGUUUAACACCUGGCAGGUGGGUUGGCUGAACUUAGAUCUCUCUGAUUGAUUGAACCACUUGAAAUAUCUGCCCUAUCCGUGCCCCUGUCUCAACAACAUGAAAGCAAGUGUCAGGUUUGUGCUCACAAUCAACUAUUGGCACAAUGGAUUUAUAACACCAUGUCCUGUGUAUUCAGAACUUACCUUUAACAGUCCAGCACUAUCAUGGUACAUAGCUAGUGUAGAUGCACUUUAACAGUCCAGCACUAUCAUGGUACAUAGCUAGUGUAGAUGCACUUUAACAGUCCAGCACUAUCAUGGUACAUAGCUAGUGUAGAUGCACUUUAACAGUCCAGCACUAUCAUGGUACAUCGCUAGUGUGAUGCACUAACAGUCCAGCACAUCAUGGUACAUAGCUAGGUAGAUCAUUUAACAGGUCCAGCACUAUCAUGGUAACUAUGAUAGUUGUAGAUGCACUUAAAGGUCCAGCACUAUAUGGUUACAUAGCUAGUGUCAUUGCACUUUAACAGUCCAGACACUAUUCAUGGUACAUAGCUUAGGGUCCAGAUGCACUUAACAGUCACAAGCACUAUCCUGGAUACAUAGCGAGUGUAGAUGCACUUAACAGUCCAGCACUAUAUGGUACAUAGCUAGUGUAGAUGACUUUAACAGUCCAGCACUAUCAUGGUACAUAGCUAGUGUAGAUGCACUUUCUUCCGAAGCUGAGGGAAUAAAUGUCGGUCCUGGAGGUGCUAUCUUUGUGACUGCGAUUAGACACACAUUUCAAAGUAAAUAUGCACCAAACGUCAUUAGUAUUAUUAACAAAAUUCUAAAGUUAUGUAGCUUAGCUUUCGGAAUUGAUUUUUUUUAACAGUCAUUGGUGUAUUUACUUUUGACUAGACGUUUGAAGUCUUGAAGAAGCAAAACUCUAAAGUAUGGCAUCCAUAUUAGGAAGAUGUCAGUUGUUUGACAAAACUCUAAAGUAUGGCAUCCAUAUUAGGAAGAUGUCAGUUGUUUGACAAAACCCCCUCAGUAAUGACUGACAUCAUGUUCACAUCUCCUCCAGGAAGGUUUUGUGACGGGCUACUUCGACCUGCAAGACAUUCUGUUCUACGGAGGAUCCUGUUUCACCAUCAUGCGCUGUAUGAGCUUUGCUCUGGAGAACUGUGAGAAGAAGGACGGCAACUACAGCUUCGCUGACCUGCUCAAGUACAACUUCUACCUUCCAUUCUUCUACUUUGGACCCAUCCAGACUUUCGAUCAGUACCACGUCCAGGUGAGUCAUUCUUCUACUUUGGACCCAUCCAGACCUUCCAUCAGUACCACGUUCAGGUGAGUUAUAUCCUUGAGCAGGUGAAGCUGGCAGUCAUAAUUCAAUUGACAUUGUAAGAUUUCUCUAGAGUAUUUAGUCUGUCAAUUUGCUGUCACUUUAGUUUGUUUUCUAUAUAUUCUGUGUUUUAUAGAACUAAUGUAUUUGUCAGUUCUUUUUUUUACCAUACCAUGAUCUUUAAACUUUGAACUUUUAAUCCCCCCCUAGGCCAACAACCCUAACCUGACCCGUAAGCAGAGAGAGAUGUGGAACAUUACCACCAGGGCUUUGUUGCACCUGGGAGCCAUUUUGAUGGUGGACGUGUUCUUCCACUACCUGUACAUCCUGACCAUCCCCAACGACAUGAAGCUGGUCAAGCAGCUGUCCGACUGGUCCCUGGGUCAGUUCGGCUAACUUUAAGGUUUAACCUUUAUCAGUGGGGCCAGGAGUUUUUCCUGGUCGGGACACAUAAUCAUGAAAAAGGUGGUAGACCUUCGUAUCAAGGAUCGAAAUGCACCAAGGACGGGAUUCAAUCCCAUCACACUUUGUCGGCAAUGCACCUUUUAAAGGCAAUGUUCCCGUGUUCGCAGAGACCGCAUUCGCGGUAAACACUGCAUAUGUUUUCUCAAUCGGAAAUGACCUUUUAAUGGCGUAUUGUCUGCCUAAUGCUGGGCAUACGCUACACGACUUCUAAAUAGUAACAAGAACGUGCUCACAUUUCCCGAUUUCCGUUGUCCCAAAUCUUUCAUUCCAUCCAUCCUCAACCCCAGGACGUGGGUGCUCACAUUACAUUAUGAUUCCCUAGUUAAUCAUGCCCUGCAUUUCUUGGUUGUCGUAGGAAAGAAAUGCCGCAACGCUGCUUUAUUAGUGUGCACAAUUAAUAUGUUCAGAAACAUAAAAAAAGAGACAAGAGGCGGAGAAUAUGGACCAGACCAAAUGUUGGUCAGACGUGGACAAUAUGGACUUUCUAUUCUACAGAGGGAAUUGGAGUUAAUAUAAAACCUUUAAUAUUGAAAAGGCAGCUGCGUUCUCUCCACCUAUCUGUCUUCUGUCACCUCGGUCCGUACGGUGCAUGCUGUUGUUGCUUUCCUCUUCACCAUCUUUGUUUUGGUCUCACAUGCUGAGUGCUCAUUGACUAUUGGCAGUAGUCCUUGCCCAAUUGCGUCGUAGCACUGCUCAUACUACAAGAUGCACAACAAAAAUUUCAGACAUGUCCGAAAAUUAUAGGGUCAUCCGACAAGGGUCUGGAGAACGGAACAGUCAUCAUCGGUGCGUCCUUGACCUGCUAAAAUUACGCCAGUCCUGACGUACUGACCCUAGUCCAAGUUCAUAGGAUUUCACCCCGAUCAUGAAAAUGUGUCUAGGACGGCAAAAAAAACAUGGCGAAAUAGUGUAGUGUAUGCCCGGCAUAAAUCCACUGGAUUGAAUCCUGACCUGUCCAUUAUUUAUUUCCUCACCUGACCAGGAAACCUGACCAGUAAAACUAAAAAUACAACCUCAUCUUAUAGGCCUAUAUCACUACCUAACAGAGAUAUCAAGUUUAGCAUGAUUUCUCUGCAGCAGAAAUGUCUGUGGUUGUGGUUAAUACAAAUAUGAUAUUAUGCUACAGUAUUAUCUUCUCUCUAUAUAGUGUAUACAUCUUAUCAACGACACGUGGUGCUAGGAACAUAACUUGUUGUUUCUCGUCUGUAGCUGGUCUGGCCUACUCUAACCUGGUGUAUGACUGGGUGAAGGCAGCGGUGAUGUUCGGGGUGAUCAACACUGUGGCUAGACUGGAUCAUCUGGACCCUCCUCAGCCUCCCAAGUGUAUCACCAUGCUCUACGUGUUCGCUGAGACGUAAGUGUCCAACCUGGUUAAGAGCAUUGCGCCAGUAACCGAAUGAUUGCUGGUUCGAAUCCCCGAAGCCAACUAGGUGAAAAAAAAAUCUGUUGAUGCGCCCUUGAGCAAGGAACUUUAACCCUAAUUGCUCCUGUAAGUCGCUUUGGAUAAGAGCGGCUCGUAAAUGUACGUCUCAGAACCCUUCACAUAUGAACACUUGUCUAGCGACUUUGGUAAGUGAUGGUUGGAAGCUGUGGUCUGUUUCAGGAUACUGUAUUCAGUAUACUACUGGAUGUGGACAUCACAAUGAGUAUUGACUUUUAGGUCAAUGAAUAUAGACUACAUGCUCAAACUAAUAUCCUCUCUUCGAUUUGCAGGCACUUUGACAGAGGCAUCAACGACUGGCUGUGCAAGUGAGUGUCCCACAGUCGAUAGAUGGUGAAGAACAUUUCAAAACCAUCUUAAUGCCCAGAAGAUGAUAUACUCCUCUAUAUUAAUGGUUCACUCACUUUUUCCACUUCCAUCAUUGGGGAACAUCCUUUGAUGACCAAAGACAAAGCUAUGAACUCUUCAGUGCUAACAAACUGUGUCUCGAAUCUUGAUCUCCUCUAACAGGUAUGUUUACGACUACAUUGGAGGAAGCCACACAAAUGUCUUCAAGGAGCUGGUGGCGACCAUCUGUACGUUUGUUGUGACCACUUUGUGGCUGGGUCCAUGUGAGCUGGUCUACAUCUGGUCGUUCUUCAACUGCUUUGGUCUCAACCUGGAGCUCUGGGUAGACAAGUUCUUUUCCAUACCUCCCUUCUCCAACAUCGAGGUAAGUUAAUACCAGCAGCAUACCACCCUGCAUCCCACUGCUGGCUUGCCUCUGAAGCUAAGCAGGGUUAGUCCUGGAUGGGGAGACCAGAUGCUGCUGGAAGUGGUGUUGGAGGGCCAGUAGGAGGCAUUUUCUUCCCAAUGCCCCAGGGCAGUGAUUGGGGACAUUGCCCUGUGUAGGGUGCUGUCUUUCAGAUGGGACGUUAAACGGGUGUCCUGACUCUCUGUGGUCACUAAAGAUCCCAUGGGGCUUAUCGUAAGAGUAGGGGUGUUAACCCCGGUGUCCUGGCUAAAUUCCCAAUCUGGCCACCUAAUCAUCCCCAGCUUCCAAUUGGCUCAUUCAUCCUACGUAACUAUUCCCCAGGUCGUUCCUGUAAAUGAGAAUGUGUUCUCAGUCAACUUAGCUGGUAAAAUAAGGGUUAAAAAAAUUCCUGGCAAAUUGCUAUUGAAAAUGAAUGGAUGCUAUAUGGGAAGGAGCUACUGUAUGGUAGACCAACCCUCAUCCUGGGGGGCUACUGUACCCUCUGGGGGGCUACUGUACCCCUGUGGGGGGAUACUGUACCCUCUGGGGGGAUACUGUACCCUCUGGGGGGGAUACUGUACCCUCUGGGGGGAUACUGUACCCUCUGGGGGGAUACUGUACCCCUCUGGGGGGAUAUUGUACCCCUCUGGGGGGAUACUGUACCCUCUGGGGGGAUACUGUACCCUCUGGGGGGAUACUGUACCCUCUGGGGGGAUACUGUACCCUCUGGGGGAUACUGUACCCUCUGGGGGGAUACUGUACCCUCUGGGGGGAUACUGUACCCUCUGGGGGGUUACUGUACCCUGUGGGGGGAUACUGUACCCUCUGGGGGGAUACUGUACCCUCUGGGGGGUUACUGUACCCUGUGGGGGAUACUGUACCUCUGUGGGGGGUACUGUACCCUCUGGGGGGAUACUGUACCCUCUGGGGGAUACUGUACCCCUGGGGGGAUACUGUACCCUCUGGGGGGUACUGUACCCUCUGGGGGAUACUGUACCCUCUGGGGGGAUAUGUACCUCUGGGGGUACUGUACCCUCUGGGGGGUACUGUACCCUCUGGGGGGCUACUGUACCCUCUGGGGGGAUACUGUACCCUCUGGGGAUACUGUACCCUCUGGGGGGAUACUGGACCCUCUGGGGGGGAUACUGUACCCUCUGGGGGGCUACUGUACCCUCUGGGGGGAUACUGGACCCUCUGGGGGGAUACUGUACCCUCUGGGGGGUACUGUACCCUCUGGGGGGCUACUGUACCCUCUGGGGGGAUACUGUACCCUCUGGGGGGAUACUGACCCUCUGGGGGGAUACUGUACCCUCUGGGGGAUACUGUACCCUCUGGGGGCUACUGACCCUCUGGGGGGAUACUGUACCCUCUGGGGGAUACUGUACCCUCUGGGGGGAUUACUGGUACCCUCUGGGGGUCUGACCUCUGGGGGAUAUGACUGGGGACUCCUCUGGGGGGUACUGUACCUCUGGGAUACGUACCUCUGGGGGAUACUGUACCCUCUGGGGGGUACUGUACCCUCUGGGGGGUAGAUUAUACUGUACCCUCUGGGGGGAUACUGUACCCUUGGGUUACUGGCCUGGGGGAUACUGUACCCUCUGGGGGCUACUGUACCCUCUGGGGGAUACUGUACCCUCUGGGGGGAUACUGUACCCUCUGGGGGGGUUACUGUACCCUCUGGGGGGUUACUGGACCCUCUGGUGGGAUACUGUACCCUCUGGGGGGAUACUGUACCCUCUGGGGGGAUACUGUACCCUCUGGGGGGCUACUGUACCCUCUGGGGGGCUACUGUACCCUGUGGGGAUACUGUACCCUCUGGGGAUACUGUACCCCAGCUAUAUACCUCUAUGAAUCAGCUGUUCCUUAGACUCAUGAUUAGCUGAAUCAGGUGUGCUGCCAAUGUUGCCAUAUUGCUCCCAAUAUUUCAAUAUUGCUUCGCUAUCAGAUCUGCAGGAGUGUCUAUAGGAAGUAGGGGCUGGAGACCGAUUGGGCCUUCAGCGAUAGCCAUGGCCUUGUCCUUCUGUCCCCUCUGUCCACAGUAUGCCAUAGGUGAGGCCAUGUCUCGUAGGAUCAGAGCCAUCUUCGGCGCCCUAAACUUCUGGACCAUCAUCCUCUACAACAUCCUGGCUCUCAACAGUCUGGAGUUCGCCAAGCUGGUGGGAAAAAGACUGAUCGUUCAAGGUAAGAUUGAGCAGUACUGUUGUGGACAACACAAAGAACAAUAUAUUUACAUUACAGGUCAAAAGUAAAUAUUGUAUGUAGUUACCGCAGAGAAUAACUUCUUGUUUGUCUGAGGUGUUUGACAAAAGACGUACUCCUUCCGUGGAAACUGUUCUUGACUAGUCUGAUAAAGAUGUACUCCUUCCGUGGAAACUGUUCUUGACCAGUCUGAUAAAGAUGUACUCCUUCCGUGGAAACUGUUCUUGACUAGUCUGAUAAAGAUGUACUCCUUCCGUGGAAACUGUUCUUGACUAGUCUGAUAAAGAUGUACUCCUUCCGUGGAAACUGAUUACAUUGAAAACUGCAGUCGUUCAAAAGUAUAUUUUCUCCAUCUUAUAUUUCACAUCACCAUGUCUUUCUCUGGUAUAUUUCUCACUUAUUGUCUCUAUCUUCCAGGUUUCCCUCUGUCCACCCUGUCUGUACUGUUUGUGACCUACUGUGGUGUUCAGCUGGUGAAGGAGAGGGAGAGGAAGCAAGCCCUUUUGGAAGACCCCGAGCCAGCGGCUGUGCCCCCUACACCUAAAGACAUGCCCCCCAAGCCUGAGGAGGUCGGCAAAAAAUAAAGUUGAGUAAACGCACAAACGAGGAAAAACUUCAUUUUGUUUUUUGAGGACCUGGUUUUCACGUCAACAGUCAACAACGCCCCCCCCCCCCCCCCCCCCCCCCCCCCAUAUUUUUACACCCUUGAGUAUCUCUACUGUACUGAACCAAACCAGACUGUCACAAGUCACAGGGAAUCAUCAUCGCGGCAACUCUUCUACUGCUACCACCAAGUUGUCACCAUGACAACUACUACUCUACCACUCUGUGUGUUGUUUUUUGAAAAACAAAGCAUUGUUUUUAUGUGAAAAGUCCUGAAGUGCACUUGCUGUAGAUAAUCACCAUUUGCCAAGUACCCCGUCCUUUUUGGUACAUACACCGAGAGUGCAUUUUGUAUAUUCAUAUUAAACAAAAUAUGGGCAUGCCAAAUAUUUUAUGCAGACACAGCUAAUAUAUUGAAGAUGCAGAAUUACUUUUACAUCAUCCAGCAGACGCUCUUAUUCAGAACAACUUACAGUAGUGAUCGGACACAUUUUAGCACUGGUCCCCCGUGGGAAUCAAAC
This is a messenger RNA of Coregonus sp. 'balchen', 21021 nucleotides long. The record is from the annotation of a GenBank genome assembly. Lineage: Eukaryota; Metazoa; Chordata; Actinopteri; Salmoniformes; Salmonidae.